UUAUUGAAGAUGAGGAAAGUUUCAAUGUGUUGCUGUCACAUGACAGCGACGGGCAAUCCAGAGCAAGCUUGAAAUUACCAACUGCUUUGCGACUUUCACUCAACAGCUUCAGCCUUUCGCCGUCCAACUUCCUACCACACAUUGGACGAAGUUCACAAAAUGCCACCUCGAUUACCACUUUCCGCUGUCCUCAGGGCCAACUCUACAGCAUGGAGUAGAAGCUACGCAACAAACCACCGAAUACCUCUAGCCUUCGACCUCCACGAACCUGCCAAUCCAGCAUCCAAAGCUCCUCCAGCCAUAAUAUUCAUGCACGGGCUCUUCGGAUCCAAGAAGAACAAUAGGAGCAUGAGUAAAGCUCUUGCAAGAGAUCUAGGACGGCCGGUAUAUGCUGUGGACCUCCGAAAUCAUGGCGACUCACCCCACAAUCCGUACCACGACUAUUUUUCUAUGGCAGACGAUGUUGCGGGUUUUAUAGAUGAGCACAAGCUUCAGGAUACAACAUUAAUAGGGCAUUCGAUGGGCGCAAAGACAGCUAUGACAUUAGCUCUAAAAGAGCCAGACUUAAUCGCAGACGUCGUUUCAGUCGACAAUGCUCCAUUAGAUGCCGCUCUACUCAGCAAUUUCGGCAAAUACAUACAAGGCAUGAAGAAAAUCGAAGAAGCAGGCGUAACACGGCAAGCCGAGGCGGACAAGAUAUUGCAAGACUACGAAGAGUCUUUGCCUAUACGACAAUUCCUGCUUGGAAAUCUACAUCGACCCGCAGACGAAAAGACCCAGAAGUUCAAGGUGCCGUUGAGGAUAUUAGCAUCGACUUUGGAUAAUCUUGGGGACUUUCCUUACAAGAAUCCAGGUGAAGUGCGGUUCGAGAAGCGAGCAUUGUUUGUUCGAGGGACGCAGAGCAAAUACGUUCCAGACGAAGCAUUGCCAAUAAUAGGACAAUUCUUUCCUCGAUUUGAGUUGGCGGAUAUUGAUGCUGGGCACUGGGUGAUCUCGGAACAGCCAGAAGCUUUUAGAAGAGUGGUCGUAGACUUCCUCAAACCUAAGGAAUAGAAGAAAAUGUACAAUCUAUGUGUAUAAGGGUAUCAUGCCCAUCCAAUCCAAUCCCAUGCGAUUGCAUCCGUGAAACUCCAUGUAGUCUACACCAUCCAAUACAACGCUU
Molecule: messenger RNA, 1162 nt
Organism: Mollisia scopiformis
Lineage: Eukaryota; Fungi; Ascomycota; Leotiomycetes; Helotiales; Mollisiaceae
Product: prolyl oligopeptidase-like protein
Exons: 5
Coding region: 160-1053 (297 amino acids)
Cellular component (GO): mitochondrion
Molecular function (GO): catalytic activity
Source: RefSeq, a predicted model, not a curated record